AUGCCGGAGUCCAGUCGCGAAGGUCCCCAGGGCCAGCCAGAAGCUUCCUAUCGUGUACUCUUACAUUAUCUUCGUCUGACGCUUCACGCAGGAAAGUUCGUCCCGGCCACAGCAUUUUCCCUACACGACGCGGGUGACUCGCUGCGCGUCAAGAUCAAGCUUAAGGGCGUCGCCUUCGCCAACGGGUUCACGGACCCGCCAAGCAUGAUAGACUUCGGCAGCCGCUUGUACCAACUGGGCCUUGUGGACCGGAAACAGGUCGCCCACUUCGACCAAAAGGGAGACGUCGCUCUGAGCUUUAUCAAUGACGGCCGCUAUUACGAGGCUGCCUUCGUGGUCAACAACCUCAUCUACAAUCUGCCCAACGAAUACUAUAACCUCACUUCCGCAUACUUUAAUAACGUGACUGGCUAUGAGAGUUACUACAGCAUGCUCCAGAUCAAAGACCCUCCGGCUGUCGCAUCGUACGGGGACUUCGUCCAGACGCUGGCGGUGCGGCGAGCCCUUCACGUUGGUGAAAACGCGUUCCGAGACCGGAAGGACGUCGUGACCUACAUGAUAGGCGACAUCGUCAAGUCGGCAAAAUCUUACAUGCCAGUGCUGAUGGAAAACUACAAGGUCCUGAUGUACAGCGGUCAGCUCGACAUUGUCGUGCCGUACACCACCACGGCUCAAUUCGUGGCGACGAUUCCUUGGUCCGGGGCCGAGGCUUUGUCCGCUGCGCCGCGCAAAAUUUGGCGCUCGUCCUCCGAGCCGUGGUGGCGAGCAUCGGACUCUAAUUAUGUGGUGUUCGGCUACACUCGACGCGCGAAAGGGUUCAGAGAAGUCAUGAUACGUAAUGCAGGUCAUUUCGCGCCGCACGACCAACCUGAAGCAAGCCUGGACAUAAUGACAAGGUUCAUUUUCGACUUACCAUUCGCCGAUGGCGAAAACGUAUCCCAAAGGUAA
Messenger RNA from Dermacentor andersoni, 948 nucleotides. RefSeq names its product probable serine carboxypeptidase CPVL. Gene Ontology annotation, biological process: proteolysis. Lineage: Eukaryota; Metazoa; Arthropoda; Arachnida; Ixodida; Ixodidae. The record is from RefSeq and is a predicted model, not a curated record. Gene Ontology annotation, molecular function: serine-type carboxypeptidase activity.